CUCGACGGUUGCCUGCUCAGAGCUGACAUUGUUGCUGUUUGUUUGUUCUUUGCUUCUUCUCAAACAAUCACCGCUCGAGUCAGCAGAGACCGCCGGACUAGAUUCACAUAUUCACACGACAGAUCAUGGCGACAAUGGACAUAGACCACGACGUGCCUACGAUCCUCUCCACGCUGCGCUCGGAGUCGGCGCCUGAGCUCGCCGGUGAUUUCUACGCAAUGGAGGAUUUGUGGGAGCGGAGACUCUGGCACCAGCUCACCGACGUCCUCGUGCGUUUCUUCGAGCAUCCCGACAGCGCUCCGCUGCGAACGCGAGUCUACAACCAGUUCGUCUCGACCUUCGAGUCCAAGAUCAACCAGCUCAAGCUCGUCAGUCUUGGUCUGGCCACAGCGGCGACGUUUGACAACAAGACCGAGGCGCUUGAGUUUAUGACUGCGCUCGCAGAGAAGGUCAACUCGCCAUCGACUCAAGACGCAUACGUAUACGCCACUAUCGAGAGCGCACGCGUGAAGCUGCAGCUCAACGAUCUCGAUGGUGCGCGCGAGACAAUGGAUGCCGCGUCGGCGAUCCUCGAUAAGUUUGACUCGGUCGAGUCCGUCAUCAACGCCGCGUUCUACUCCGUCAACGCGGACUACUACAAAGCCAAGGCUGAUUUCGCGCAGUACUACCGCAGCUCUCUGCGGUUCCUCGCCUGCAUCUCCAUCACCGAUCUGUCGCUGAUGGCGCAGCGCGAGCGUGCAUAUGAUCUCGCUAUCGCGGCCUUGCUCGGCGACAGCAUCUACAACUUUGGUGAGCUUCUGCUGCACCCCAUCCUCGACAGUCUCGCGGCGACUGAGUUCAAGUGGCUGCGCGAUCUCUUGUUUGCACUCAACGUCGGAAAUCUUGCUGUUUUUGACGAGCUGCGUCCCAAGCUGGCGUCGACGCCGAUUCUCGCGGGCACAGACGAGUUCCUGCGCGACAAGUUCUGCACUAUGGCGCUCAUCGAGGCUGUCUUCCAGCGCCCGGCAUCCGACCGCACGCUCUCGUUCUCGAUGAUUGCAAACGAAACGCGACUCAGCCACGAGAACGUCGAGUUUCUGGUGAUGCGCGCGCUCAGUCUCGGUCUGAUGCGCGGCACGAUCGACCAGGUGGGCGAGCGUGUAAACAUCACCUGGCUGCAGCCGCGGAUCAUGACCAAAGACCAGAUCGAAAGCAUGCGGCAGCGACUGAUUGAGUGGGACCGCUCGGUGAGCGAGCUGGGUGGAUGGGUUGAGACUGCUGGUAAGGAGGUGUGGGCGCAGUAGAUGAAUAAAUGUUCUAUAUAGCUAUUGUAUUGUAGUAGAGAAGUAUUAGUCAUAGCUUACAAACCAUCAACCAAC
This is a messenger RNA of Myxozyma melibiosi, 1358 nucleotides long. RefSeq lists its product as uncharacterized. The coding region runs from base 126 to 1283 and encodes 385 amino acids. The record is from RefSeq and is a predicted model, not a curated record. Gene Ontology annotation, molecular function: structural molecule activity. The transcript is spliced from 2 exons. Gene Ontology annotation, biological process: ubiquitin-dependent protein catabolic process. Gene Ontology annotation, cellular component: proteasome regulatory particle, lid subcomplex; nucleus; cytosol. NCBI's taxonomy places the organism in Eukaryota, Fungi, Ascomycota, Lipomycetes, Lipomycetales, Lipomycetaceae.